Messenger RNA from Uloborus diversus, 1943 nucleotides. RefSeq lists its product as uncharacterized. NCBI's taxonomy places the organism in Eukaryota, Metazoa, Arthropoda, Arachnida, Araneae, Uloboridae. Gene Ontology annotation, molecular function: protein binding. The record is from RefSeq and is a predicted model, not a curated record.
AACAGUGUGAUCCAAAGACAGAAUUCAAUUGCGGAGACCAAACUUGCGUAGACAUCGCCCUAAAAUGUGACGGAGAAUAUGACUGCAAAUACAGAUAUGACGAAGAACCAAGCAUUUGUGCCAGAGCUUUGGGAGCUAGUAUCAUGUUGACGUCAGAGCAUAUGAUCAUCAUUCUAGUGGUUUUCUUCGCUCUAGUGAUCGCCAUGUGUGCCUCUAUAUCCAUUUCUUGCUACAACAAAAUUAAAGAGCGGCAAGUGCGUGAGCGAGAGUACAAAGAACGUCGGUCUAAAGAAGCUUCGGUGGAAGCAGAACGAAAUUUACGAGCACAUUCCAGCCCUGCAGUCGACCCUAAAAGGACUGUACCCGCGCAACAGGCGGGCUUUGACCAAAUUGCAACAGGAAGGCAAGGAUUUAGGGAUGAUGCUGAUGAUGAAGAAUCUUCUGAUGGCUGCUACGUCCCUGAAGUCGAUCUAAGUAGAUUCAAGCCUAAUGGUGGGGAGACCAUUCCAAAAAAACCUAGAGGAACAGGCCUCCAGCAGCAGCAGUAUCCAUACAUUAGUGAAAGUUUCGAAAGUUUACAAAGUGACGUCAUCGUGCCUCCAGCACCUCCUCCAGUGCCCUUGCAUAUGAAAGAACGACGAGACCUCUCUCCACCACCCCCAACAUAUCGCAUUGUGGGAGGCAAAGUUGUAGCCAACCCAGCAAAGAAUGAGCCUUCGAUGGAAAGAAUGCAGCAGCUGGAGUCGGGAAGAUCCACUAUUGAUAGCAAAGGCGGGGGUAGUUACGGACGCUAUGGCACAACUGAUAGUCGACCUGGUUCUGCUAAACCAAUUGGUGGCUAUCCCGUUUAUAAACCGAAUGAAAAGCCCGAAAUACCAGUCAAGCCCCUAAUUGAAAAAGAGCCACCAGCAUCGUCUACAGAUCUCAAGGCUAGUUUCCUACGGGGUCCUCUUGAAGCUGGAGCACCACGAUCAGCUUUUUCUAGAUCACCCGGUGAUAUUGGACUCCCUAAAUUUGGAAUGGCUCGGGUGACUCCUGAUGGUCCAAGAGGCCCGUUAGCUGCUAAAGGAGCAGCUGGAGAUAAAAGUUUACCUUUAGCGACAUUUCGUAACGCAUAUGAGGACAAUUCUUAUCAGAGAGGAUAUCGUCCUGGAACACUGCGAAACUACUCGUCUCGUAAUAAUCCUGAGGCAGACGCUUUGAAAGCCCAGGCCACUGUCGAAGCUAGUGACAAGGAUUCUUCAAGAGCCCACAGUGUAGCGUCAACAUUGUCUGCUCCUGAUGUCAUCGGCAAACGUUGACUUUCGCCACGAAAAGAAGUCUGCGGAAAAGCUAGUCAAAAAUGACGUGUGUCAUCCAAAAUAGAUGUUAAUGGUUACUGAAAUCAUGAGAUCUCAUGAUUUCUGUGGCAAAUAUUAUCAACAGCCAACCAGAUUCACUGAACAUUUUCAUGAUGGAUUUAGUAGUGCAAAGUCCCUACAUCUACCUUACCAUUUUUAAACGUAUUAAGUCUUCCUUGUCCAGUUUAGGACGCUAUGAAUACAAAUGGAGGAUAUAAUGCUUUAGACAAAGGACAAUUAUUUUUCGCUUUCAGAAACCGAAAGUGAUGAAAGCCAACACGCGUAACUCAGGCAUCUCAACUUUUUACUCUUUAUAAUUUCGUUCUAGUUUGAUAGUUUGUCAUUGUUCAUAGUGUAUUUUGUCUGAUAUUUAAAUUUUCACAAAACGUAUGUGUCUUAAAAAGUCAUGUCCCAAUCUUGAUUGGAAUGUGCUCAGACAGAGUUGUUCAUUUCCUGCACGUCAAGGAAUCAAGGACAGAUUCAUUUGUGUAUAUCAGAUAUAUAUUUUGUCAACAUCAUCUUGUGUAGUGUUCAUAGUUUGACGUUACCACUCUAAAGGCGUCACAAAUGUUUGACUGAAGUACUGUUAUUGUUAUAGAAAGA